Eublepharis macularius is the source of this 618-nucleotide messenger RNA. RefSeq names its product WAS/WASL-interacting protein family member 1-like. NCBI's taxonomy places the organism in Eukaryota, Metazoa, Chordata, Lepidosauria, Squamata, Eublepharidae. The record is from RefSeq and is a predicted model, not a curated record. The transcript is spliced from 2 exons. Bases 1 to 618 code for a protein of 205 amino acids.
AUGCAAAGGAUGCGCCCCCCCCCCCCGCCCAUUGGUCUUGACCCACGACCUGGUGCCCAGCGAGGCCGCCAGCAAGUGAGCGCACCAGCUCUCUCCGGACCACCUACGGCGCGGCGCGGCGCGGCCCUGCCCUUUGCCACCCGGGCGCCCCAAGUGAGCUCGGCUCUCCGCGGGUCAUCGCCAGGCUGCACAGCCGAGCAAGCUCAAUGGGGCUCCCUUCCCGAGCCCCGGCCGCCGCCGCCGCCGCUGCCGGCCCACGAGAGCCCCAGCCGAGCGCGCAACUCUCCCAGCCGCCGAGGCUCCUGGCCCGCUCCCGCCUCCUGGCCGCGCCCCUCCCUCGCCGCCUGUCCCCGCCUCCCCUCCGGCCCCCUCGUUUCCUGCUGCUGGCGGAGGCCGAGGGAGAAGGUGGCGGUGGAGGCGGUGGACGGAAAGAAGAGGCGCUCCGGAGACCGAGAGGCGGCCCGCCCGCGCCCCCCGCUUGUCCCCGCAGGAAGUCCAGCGCCGCCGCCGCCGCCACCCCCUCCUCCUCCUGCGUCCUUGUCCCCGUUUUCUUUUCUUUCUCUCCCCCCGUCCCUCCUUCCUCUCCGGCCACUUUCGUCCCCCACCCCGGGACAAUAG